AUGUCUGGCAAGGAUGGGAAACAGGACCGUGGCAUUGGAAAUCCGCCUUCUUACGAGGAAACUAUGAGACAGGACGCUGCUGCCAGGGAUGCUCAGCGUGGUUACAGCCACACCCCCAGGGUGAACAGUAAGAGAGGGUUUCCAGGAGGCCAGAAGUUGACUUAUCAUGUCUCCAAAAAAGAGUCGUCGGAUUAG
Molecule: messenger RNA, 195 nt
Organism: Torulaspora globosa
Lineage: Eukaryota; Fungi; Ascomycota; Saccharomycetes; Saccharomycetales; Saccharomycetaceae
Gene: CMI8
Product: Cmi8p
Exons: 1
Coding region: 1-195 (64 amino acids)
Source: RefSeq, a predicted model, not a curated record